AUGACGCCCAUUCCACAGAGUCUGUGGGAACUUAUCUCACCUGAUGAAGUGAAUGUUGCAAAGGAAGGAGUGAAUUCGAUACGCUUGGUGCAGGAAUUAGAAAGCAUUCCCAAAACUGAAAACCCUCCAGACCGUUCUUACGCUGCAGACAGAUUCCCUUUCUUUUACCGUUCUUAUGCUGCAGAUAAAUCAGAUGAAUUGCCUUUCUUUUACCGUUCUUAUGCUGCAGAUAAAUCAGAUGAAUUCCCUUUCUUUUACCGUUCUUACGCUGCAGAUAAAUCAGAUGAAUUCCCGUUCUUUUACCGUUCUUACGUUAUGUGCAAAUGCCAACAACGCACUCAUCGCAGAGCGUAUUUCUUGCUGGAGAAGGAUUUGGUGAGUGGAACCAAAAAGUAUCUAAGCUAUUCCAACACUCAGAAGAUGCAUUUCCUUCCACGCUCCGUGGCAGAUAAAAUCCCUUUCUCCUCCGACAACCUCUCUGUGGCGUUGAAGGAGCUCAAUAUAGCGCCAGAUUCUGACAUGGGUCUUGCUAUGAAGCAGACCUUAAAAGUAUGCGAAGCUCCUCCGGUGAAGGGCGAAACCAAAUACUCAACAUCGCUGGAGUCCAUGAUUGACUACAUCACUUCGAAGCUGGGAAGCAAUAGCGUAACCGUGCUGGCGACGAAUGUUCCAAAGGGGAAGACAUCAAAAUCUGUGAAGCACCAAUAUUCCAUCACGGGAGUGCAAUACGAGAGCCAAGGGGAGAAGCCUGUUGGAAGUGUCACAGUUCUGAGAGGGGGGGUGAAUCAGAACUGUAUUGUUCUAAUAAGAAACUCCUUGAUAAAUUUUUCACUAAGCAGUUUAAAACAGAAUAUUUACAGUUUGUGCAGGAGAAGUUUAACAAAGCCAGUGUAUGUCUGCCACACUAUAAAAUAUGCGUACGCAGUUUAUUUUUGCCACGAAUUGCAAGGCACCAAGACCGCAAGAGUUUCGGUGAAAGGCAAAGAUGGCAGCAUGGUGGAGGCGGCGACCAUCUGUCACACGGACACCAGCGCAUGGAAUCCCAAACACGUGGCAUUCCUGGUGUUGAACGUCAAGCCUGGUGCUGCUUCUGUAGGCCAUUUUAUUCCCGAAAACCACUUUGUGUGGCUCGGAGCCAACUAG
Molecule: messenger RNA, 1143 nt
Organism: Cryptomeria japonica (Japanese cedar)
Lineage: Eukaryota; Viridiplantae; Streptophyta; Pinopsida; Cupressales; Cupressaceae
Product: BURP domain-containing protein 5-like
Exons: 3
Coding region: 1-1143 (380 amino acids)
Source: RefSeq, a predicted model, not a curated record